Molecule: messenger RNA, 13569 nt
Organism: Zootermopsis nevadensis
Lineage: Eukaryota; Metazoa; Arthropoda; Insecta; Blattodea; Termopsidae
Biological process (GO): proteolysis
Cellular component (GO): membrane
Molecular function (GO): protein binding; serine-type endopeptidase activity
Source: RefSeq, a predicted model, not a curated record
GUGUCACGCGGUCUUUGGUGUUUGUAUUCUGCUUUAUGUUUUUCUGCUUCGCUGUUGUUGGUGUGACGCGAACUGGUGGGAUGCAGUGUGAUGAAAUAUAUUUACCUUCGUAGUGCCAGUGUAGUGUAAUGGUGAUCCUGGCUGCUUUGUGUGUAGGAGACUGCUUCAAGUUACUGAUGAGAAAUUGACUUGAUGAAUUGCAGUCAUUGCAGCGAAGCAACUUUGUGGGCUGUGAAGUGGAAUGAGGGCUGGAUGGCGUCAGUGCCCAACAAGACGUUGGUCGGUCUGGGCGUAUUGCGCGUGGUCAGAGACGGCGUCACAGGAAUCUCCUCAUCAGAUGCGCCUCUACUGUCACUGGCGCACUGUUGCGAACUUCAAGAAUGGAGACGGGGUUUGGCGGUGGCACGUGUCCUGGCGGCCGAUACGACCGGGAGGUCUGGGAAGUGUGCUAAGGAUAGCAGUCAUCCACCACCAAUGAAUGAUUCAGCAGAACAACACGUCUCCAUGACUGGCGGUAGUCAUCAGUAAGGACUACCAACUUACACGUUUAAAUUUCCCCACUGUAAAAUUUAAUCGUCAUCCUGGACACAAACGAAGAGAACAUGAGCUCCUCCAGUGGGGGUAGCAGUGGUACCACCAUCUCGCUGACAGAAGUCCCCACGAGCGCCACAACAAUCAUCACGAGGCCCCAAGAACCGCCUCCUCCAACACCAACAACUCACGACGGCCAACAGGAGAGGCAGGGCCACAGUGUCGAGGCCGGCGACACGAGUCCGCAGGUCGUGCAUCGAAAUCACCGGUCACCGCCAGACGAUGGAUCGCCGGUGAUCGGCAAGAGAAACAGCACCGUCAUGAUGAUCUCUAACGAGGUCAAGAAUGGCGGGAGAUCUGCGGGGAUCGACAACCCGGGGUUCGAAGAAGAGGAGCGGCCCGCGACGGUCGGUAACGGAGACGGCAUUUUUAUCUCCGUGACUUCUCCGUCUAACGGAAACGCCUCGUUCCUGAACUGCUCGGCCGUGGACACGACGAUGCUGACUGAGAGGAAGGACAAGGAAGUGGCCGAGGCCGUGAACCUGGAGCUGGUGAACAUGAAUCCGCUGGAGAACGCGGAGAAGAACGGCGGCAGCGGGAUUCCAGUGAAGACGGACGGCGAGCCGGCCGACUACAGCGACCCGUACGACGACUACUUCGUUCCGGUGAACGAGCACCGGAAGUACAUGAGCGGUCCCCAGGGGACCUUUGAGGACGAACCCCCACUGUCAACACGGCCUCCUCGAUCUAUAACGUUCGUCCUCCCCCGGAACGACAAGGGAGUGACAAGUUCUGGGGUCGAUCGAUCAGGACUCUCCGUGAGUCCGCCCCUGGAAGGGCUCGUCGAGUACCGCGAUUGGAUGCAGGUGGCAGUGAGGGGCGAGAAGCUUUAUGUAACCAAGGACAAGAGGCGAUCACAGUCAUGGAGACGAUGUAUCUGUUGGGGCAUCGGAUUUGUUCUACUCGCAGUAGCCAUUUUGAUAGCUGUAUUAGCAGGAACUGGAGUGAUCCUGUCUCAGGAGAGCCAGACGCUCGUCACUGAGAAGACUGAAACGAGUCGUCAGCUCGGUAGCAGCGGUAAUGACGGUCCACACGCGGGAGGCAGUUUAGACCGGGCUGGAGGCAGAAGUGAAAUGCCACCUCCAGAAGUAUCAUCUUUCACGCCUCCUCCGCCCUUACAACCCAGUGCCCCAAGUAUGCCAACCACCGACUUGUCUCAGCUGUAUGUUCCCAGAGUGCUGGAGGGUGAACUUGUGAUCGACAGCUUGGAAUUCAACCCGGGAUUGUCCGUGAGUGGGUCUGAGGAAUUCCGGGAGCUGUCAGCUUCUGUGGAGGAAGAAUUGAAGAAAGCUUUGUUUGACGCGCAGACCCUCAAGUAUGGCGCAGCAGACAUUUUCGUCAAAGUCGUCGGAUUUUCCCCUGGCAGCGUGGUGGUUAAGUUCCGCAUCGGCUGGGAGUUCAAGGAAGGCAUCAGGAAGGCGCCUGACCCAAUAGACAAGGAUGCAGUGCGACAGCGGUUGGAAAGGCAACUCAACUUGCACAGAGACUCGUUGGGCACGUACCACAUUCCGACGGGAUCCGUACGGGCCAGCCGUUUGCUUGACACAUGUCAGUUCAACAAUGGGGAGUGUUCACACGACUGUUCAUUCGACUAUCGCCAAAAGAUGACAUUUGUGUGCACGUGUCCCGCUGGACUGUAUCUAGAUUCAAGUGGCAGAAACUGUACUGAUACUGUUCCAGUGGAAAUGGAGGAAUCACCAACACACAGUCAUGAGCCUGCACCAGAACCUGUUCCUGAACCAUCGCCUGAACCAUCACCUGAACCAUCGCCUGAACCUGAACCAGCCACAGAAGCAGCUGAACCGGCCAAAACUUCUGCUGUCUCCACAACACCACCGAGCAGCUAUGAUAUGGGGCAUGAGAUUGGUCCACUGCCAGAGCAUACCACAUUUCAGUCACAUCAUUCAUCAUCAUGGCAUCCUAACUACAUGCCUGAAGUAGCUACAGAUUUACCAUCAUCUACUGAACACAACGUUAACCAUGGUUAUCAUGAACAUGGCCAUGAUCACGAUAUUGGUGAACAUGUUCCUGUGACGACUGUAAUGGGUACUUCAGAAUCAGAAAAUGUGUCUGUUUCGCAGGCUCCAGACAUUGUACCAGAGUAUGAAUUUGCACGAACAUCGUUACCUCAGUAUGAGAGAGAAAAUGACCUGCUCAAAUUUCAAAGUGCUGAAAGAAAUAGUACUGUAAUGCCAGAAAUUCCUCACAAGCAUUUUCAAGACGUUCCAGCAUCAGUUCAAGUGAUUUAUGAUGAUAUGACACAUCCAGAACACACCACGUACUCUCCUGUGGGUGAUCAUGAGCUUCAUGGUGAAGAACUUGGACCAACCCCAUCUCCUCACUUCCACAAAGAAACCCAGACUUUAGUAGUCAGCGUUGCUGAAGGCAACAGCAGUCAUGUGACUGAAAUUCCUCAUAAACUUUCUCCACAUGAACAUUUCAUGACUGAAUUUCCUGAUGAGCUGGUCACCAGACACACAAUUUAUAAGAGUGAUGUGACAGUGAGUUCCCAAAGUCCAGGGUCUCUCACACCACACGAUCAUAAUAUCAUCGAUUCUUCAACAGAUCAUUCCGGUAUGUUUUCGCCUUCUAAUGAAGUUCAUGAUGACACAGGUGGAAUUAUUACAACAGACAUGCCUGUGAUGUCAGACCACAAGGAACAUCAUACGGUAAUACCUUUUGGCGAGCACGCUGAAAAUGAGGCAGAUCCGACAGAUUAUCCUUUUGACAUGGAAAAGAAAGGAGGUGUUGCCCACAUUGCUUAUGAAAACAGGACCAAAGAACUGAAGAAUUCUACAAGCAAGAAGUUAGGUACUGAGGAACCAUCAGAAAAUAGUGCAGAAGAACCUCCAUUCAUAUAUCAUGAUAUCAAGAUGGAGAACGAGGCAGAAGCCAGUUCUUCCAAGUCUCCUGCAACAGAUGUCCCUGUCGGAAUUGUUCAAGUUAAUGAUGCAGAUCAUAAUGACUCACUGAGAGCUGGUCAUGCAGAUAUGUUGACUCCAAGCACGGAGAGUACUGUGGAAAUGAUGCAUGGUAGUCAUGAUGGAAUGGCUUCUAUUCCACUGACAGAAGUGCCAGACAGCAAGGAGCAUAGACAUGCAGGUUUAUUGUAUAAUGAUGUGUACUUCUCUGAUUUGGGGCACACAGAAAAUGACACACUCAAUGCCCUGUCGCCUGAAGAUUAUGAGAGGCGUCCUUUGCAGGCGGUCACGGUUGCUCCUAAACCAGCACAAAAUGCAACAGGUGUUCACAAUACAGAUCUGAAGAAGGGUCCACGACUUGAUGAUGAAAUGUUUCACGUGAAUUCAAAUGAGGAGCCUUAUCACACAGUUACCGGUGAUCCAACGGGUGAAAGUGUUCCGUUGGUUGUUCAUGAUUCUGAAUCAGUUGCUGUCUCAUCAGCAAUUCCCAUCACAGAGCGGUCUCCUGAACAGGUUGGCACUUCCGAAAAGGAACGUUUCCCAUCUGUAUUCAAUGACAAUUUACAUCCUAACUUUAUAUCUGCAACGGAAGUUCCUGAACAUGGGACUGAAACAUUUGAGGCUGCAAACAAGACAGAGGAUGAAUCUGUUGUAACUGGCAUUUUGCAUGGCAGAAAGGGAAACAUUACUGAAACUACAGCUGGGGAAACUACACUGAGACCUGACAAAAAUGAUUUGUCUCAGUUGAUGAAGGAGAGCAAUAAACAAGACCUGCCAGAUGACAUGUUGUCGGGCGCUGUGUCACAAGGCGCGUCUGAAGGCACGGUUAUAGUCACCACCACUGAAAUAUCCAUACCGGGCUUGAAAGAAAGUGUUGAUUUGUUUGGUACAGAAAUUCCUGAUAUGAAACCUGACCAGGUUACAACUGAUAGCACAAUUCAAGAUGUGGAAGUGACCACGCUGCUUGAGUCAGACUCAUUUAUGGCAUCCAAGAGCAACUUCACUUCAUCAAUCCUUGUACAUGAUUCCAGUAAUUCUAGUGAGAGCAACAUCAGUUCAUCUUCUGGGGAGAAUACGAUUGAGGAAGGUGAACUGUUGCAUCCGGGUUUAUUCACCACAACAACAGAGCAUGAAAUUUUUCACGCACUGACAGUGGCUCCUCUCCUAGAACAUCAUGACAAUGAAACUGGCCUCCCUAGAAACUUGUAUGAAGAUACAGGCACCAACACUGGUUUGAGAAACAAUGGAACAGUAGUGGACCUAGAGCAAUCAGUUGAGAUAACCACAAAAAUGGAAUCUGUGGACACAACAACUAGGGGUAUGUUUAACAAUGCAGAAAACAGCUCUGCAUCUCCAGCUGACAGUCUAACAACACAGUCAGUUGUCCACAUAUCGACAGCCGACAACUCAUCGACACUUCUGAGUGAGUCAAGCCCAGAAGCAAAUGAUAUAACCACUGCUCGUCCUCAUGAUGAAAAUUACAUCUUUUCAGCAGACACAAAUGGCAAGAAACAGAAGAUAGAAGCUGGCAUAACAGAAAUGCCAGAAAAUAAGAAACCAGAGAAUGAAGUACUGACAAUUACUGUACAGAAUUUGACACAAAGUAGAGAAAUGAACAUGUCAGCAGUGCCCAAAGAUUCGGCAACGACCACUGAUUCGACAGAUGAGACCGAGAAGGAUGAUGCGGUCAACAAUAUUACAAUGAGUGAGAAGACGAGUCCCCCCCUCCUCCAUGUGAGUUCAGGUGAGGCUGGGACCUCAUCCACUUCCCCAGACAUGCUGCUGCAUCACCAAGAAGUUACGAUGAACAAGACUGAAGAAAUGAUAAUUACUGCCAAUAGGACAACUGAGACACCAUUAGAAAGUGACAAUGAAGCUAAAGAUGCUGAUCUUCACCUGUUCAGUAAACUCGAAGAACACAUAAACACAGUGAGACCACUUCUUCAUAAUGUUUCAUCCACACAAAGUGAUCACAAAUCCAUUACAGAAUCCAUUGUCCUUGGCUCAGCUGGUAGCCUUGUGACUGGAGUCAUUGACCAUAGCAGCACUGCUUUUGAGAAGCCACACGAGUUUACUGACAUAGAAAACAAACUUCUGGUAGAGCCAAGUAAUGUUCCAGAUGUGAGUGUGUCAUCCACAACAGAGUAUGCAAAUGAGAUCCAUGCCUUGCCCCCAAGUGGUGGUGGGAAUAUCAUUCCACCAACCGCACAGAGUGCUGUUCCGCUUGAUUCAAUCUCAGGUGAAAUUCAGAGUCCAACACCAGUGGGCGAACUGAAGAAUGAAUCACUUACUGUGACCAUAAAUGAAGUCCCCUCUGCUGUUGAACACAACCAGAAUGAAGAGAACUCAACAACUACAAAGUUAGACAAAGACGAAUUGGCAGUUUCCAUCAGCAAACCAGAGUCAAAGAAGAAAGACUUGUUAAGUAGCUCCAUAAACAAGAAACCUCUGAAAUCCUUAGGUGAGACCAGCAGUUUGCAUGGGGAAAACGAUCAAUUUAUUCCCGACAAAUCAGCAAUUAAUCUGUAUGAAAAGAAACCGGUCGAAAAGUUACAGAAAUUUGAUAAAGACAGUAGCAAGAAAAUAGAUAGAAUGGGUUUUGCUGCUUUGGUAGUAGGGGAACACGUGUUUGAUGUGGCUGAGAAUGUGACUGUAACCACCCCUGGAACAGCUUCAUCUGCAAGAACAGCUGCUGUGACACUCGUAAGAGAAAACUCCACGACUGAAACUGAAGAUACAGGGUCAAGGCCCGUUGAUGAUGAAGAUGAAAAUGAGGAUCCGCUGACAGACAUACGAGGUGACAUUGAUCAUGUAAAUGUUGUUGAACCACACAAUGUGGUGACAAAGGAAAAGAAAUCAGAUCUAGGAGGAAGUAAUCGUUACAGAUUUGAAGGCGAGACGGCGACGAAUGAGAGCAUUACAGUGGCUGACUAUCAGCAAGUUUCGCCGAGAAAUGACAUUGUGGGCAAGACAGACAAUGCUACAUACAAAGUUAAAAAUCACACAGAAUCAUCUAUAGCUGUUGGCAUUGAACCUGCAAUUUCAAGGGGAGCAAACGAAACAUCACACGUGACAGAAACACCGCUGACACACACAGAACUGCCUUUCAUUGAGGGCCAUGCCCCUCAGAGUACCAGCAAUGUGUCUGAGUCUUCCAAUGUUACCGCCAGUGAGGCUGAAUUGUCAGCGACUGCGUUGCUGACUGAUGGGCCGUUGCUGAAUUCCGAUAACCAACGUGCCACUCAGAAAAUCUUGGAUGGAAAUGUAAAUGUUAAAGACGAUGUCGCCUUUGUUUUUACAAGUGAAAUUCCUUUUCCCCCAUCCAUGACUUCAGAAUCCAGCACGUUGACAUCGGACAGUGUGGGAAAUAGUUCUGUGAUGAAUCUUAGUCUUGGAAUUGUGGUAGCUAAACCUCAAGAAGUCGGUGAUCCUGACGCCCCCAGUACAGAACUCCCUUCAGAACUACCUACAAAUAUUACUGUUGAAACAUCAUCAAAAUCGCCAGGAAUCCAUGUUAGUACCGUGGUAACACUCAGUGAUUAUUUUGCCACAUUACACAGAGGCACAAGCACGUUAUUGGAAACUGGGUUUGCACCGAAUUCAACAAAAUAUUUUGAUGUAACAACAGUGAGAGAAGACAUGUCUCCAGUAGGACGUAAUGAUAGUGUGGUACGGUGGUGGUCAUCUGGAAAUGGGACGUCUCUUGGUGGAUUUGGAGUUGGGGAGACACCUGUGGUGUUCUCAAAAUGCGCAUCAGGUCAGUUCCAGUGUGUGAAUGGAACUUCACAUGAGGGGGCUUACUGUGUGAGUCAGGUGGCAAAGUGUGACUCGGUGAACGACUGUUCAGAUGGGUCAGAUGAGGUGGGCUGUGUGGAAGAGGGGUGCCCUGGCAACUUCCAGUGUUCCAGUGGCCAGUGCCUCAAGAGACACUUGGUAUGCAACGGUAUUGUCGACUGCAAUGAUGGCAGUGAUGAGGUGAACUGUGAGAGGUGGCAGUGCCAGUUUGACGAGUUCCAGUGCUCGUCGGGCCGCUGUAUCCCAUUCCUGUGGCACUGUGAUGGGAAACCAGAUUGUGACAACCACACUGACGAGUACAAUUGCAUGAGUUCAUGUGGGAAUGACGAGUACCUCUGCCCAGAGCGUUGGUGCAUACCGAUGACCUGGCGGUGCAAUGGGAUUGCUGAGUGUGCUAAUGGGGAGGAUGAGAAAUUGUGUGACUGUUCGCUGGACCAGUUCCAAUGCAACACCGGAGGCUGCGUUCCGAAGACGCAGGUGUGUGACGGUGUGGAGCACUGCCCAGAUAUGAGUGAUGAGUGGGGCUGUGUCCGUCUGCAUAAUGACACUAUGAAGUUGCAAAUAAGGGUUGCAGAGGGAACAUGGCACCCAGUUUGUGGAGACAACUGGAGCAGCAAGUGGAGUGAUCUCGCCUGCCAGAGUCUGGGGUACAGUAAAUCCACCUUCACUGACUACCCAGCAAUGAGUGGCAAUGUCGGUGAAUAUUAUACCCUGAAACCAGGAGCUGUGGCUCCGUCAGGCAGUGCAAGUUCUCGGCUGUCAUCGUCAUUGCAGAAAUCUGGCAGUGAUUCCACCUGCAUAUCCGGCUCCAUGGUUGAAGUAUUGUGCCAGGAAUUCACUUGUGGUAGCCAUGGCCUUGCUGACGGGGUGGCGGCUCGGUUAGUGGGUGGGGAUGGUGCUACCAAUAGACAGUGGCCGUCAGUGGCUCUGCUGUACCAUACGAGACACAGGUCAAGCUGCACUGCAAGCAUCAUCAGUCCCAAGUGGCUCCUGUCCUCAUACAACUGUCUCCACCUGAGGGAUAAGACACUGACACCUGAUAGCUGGGUGGCAUUCGGUGGAGGCUCCAUGUUUGAGACAGACAAACCAGAGACGCAGAUACGAGAGGUGCGGUCCAUCAUUCCGUACCCACAGGUGAAGUACAACCAGUUCCUGUACAACAAUGAUAUUGCCCUUAUUGAGCUGAGCCAGCCACUUAUCUUCACCCGCUCUGUGGGACCCAUUUGCCUGCCAGAGAAGGAAAUUGAGCCACGUCAGCUGUGCGUCACUGCUGGCUGGGGAUACACUUCUCCUGGAGAGAUCAACUUUAGCCAGUACCUGCAUUACUUGCCUCUACCAACUAUUGACCUCAGGGACUGCAACAGCACCAAGCACUACGCAGGAUUCAUCACCAAGGAUGAGAUCUGCGCUGGCUUUACAGAUGCAGAGAAGUCUCCUUGUUAUAACGACGAGGGAGCACCACUGAUGUGCGUCAGUGAGGGGGGUGUGUGGGAGCUACAGGGAGUGCUGAGCUAUCAUAGCAACUGCGGACAAGGCUACCAUCCAUCCAUAUUCAGUUCUAUCACUGCUGUAAGGGCCUGGGUCGAGAAGACUGUCGGCAGUCGUUUCGAGCGUAAAUCAACAUUUAACGUACGGCGAAGGAGGGAUUUAGAAAUGCUAUUUUUAAAUUAGGGGAAGGGAGAGUAGCAGCUCCUCCCCUGUAUUGGCAGAUAAUGAAAUGCCACCGGAUCAUUUUAAUAUUAGGAAGUCUGAUCAUACAUUUCUUUGGAAUAAAGGUCAUAUGCGCUUGGUAUUUACAUUUCAGUCAAUUAUGUUGUUAAACCUGUCUGUCUGUGAUUGUGCCAGAGUUGGUACUGUGCCAAAUGUAUUGUGUACUGUGGCAUCAGUAUUGUGAUGUUCACCAGCAAGCGACAUUAUGAAUGUGGCAAACUUCUUUGCUUGAAUAUAUCUGUUUCCUGUGUGACUGAACCAUGCAGCGUUGCUACAAAGAGCAACAUGAGGUUCUCACUUCAGGUAGGUCAGCAGCAUAUGUGGUAUUACAUGUUGGAAGUUUAUGAAUUCAAUUUUGGGGUUCAUGCUUACUAUUUUUUCAGUUAUUUGUUGUUGAGAAGUUUGAUAUUUGUUAUGACAGUUUUAUAUGACACGUGUAUUAAAUUGAAUGGAAAGUUAGAAUUUAAUUUUUCAUAUUCUGCCCAUAGGCUUUGAUGGAAGAUAUUUAUUCAUAUGAUGGAUUCUGAAACAGAAUUGUAGAGAAGAGAUGUUGAAAUUGGCACAAAGGAAGGAAGGAAAUUCAGUGUAAAGAGUAUUUGUUGUAGGAGUGUGUGUCAAAAGGAACUUGAUAAAGCUGCACCGAAGAAAUACAAUUUUAGAAUAGAAUUCAACGUAAGUACACAAAUUUACAUCCAAAUGUGUAAGUAAAUGUUGCCUCCAGAAGUCUGUAGUAUUAGACAAGGGAGUGUUACCUCUUUACAGUAAGGGUCUUCACAGAUACAGAAGUUUAUAAUCAUUCAGGUUUAAUUGAAGAUUCUCCCUAGAAUCUGCAAUAAUAAUUGCAUAGUGCCUAUCUUUGAAAUACUUUCCUGUGAUCAAGUGUAGCUUAUCCACGGGACACAAGUCCAUCUGCUUGUUUUAUAAAAUGUUCAUAAUGAAUUUUUGGCCAAUUAAGUUGGUAAUAUUUAAUAAUUAAAGUUAUUGUUUAAAUGGUAAUUUAUAUAAAAUUACCUUAAAUUAUACAGGCUUAUGAUGUUAUGCAAGUAAGCAUGAAGUGUAAUAAUUUCCUUAUUUACAUGUGAGGUGUGUACUGAAAAAUGGUGUGUGAAUGAAGAAGGCUGACCUUCCAGAUGAUGAAUUGUUUUAAGCAUUUUCUUUUGUUGUGUCUAAUAUUAUGUAAGCAUUUUAAGAUACAUCAUCUCUGUUAUGUAUAUCAGUGCCACAGUUGUCUGCCACAUUGCCUAUUACAGAUGAAUUAACCACAUUAAAGUUAGAAUUGAAAUGACAUGACUUCAUAUGCUUUAAACCAAAAGCAUGUGAAUGGAAAAAUUGUUGUAUGAUUAGGAAACUUAAUAAGGAAGUUGCAGAAGUGAUUAAGCUAUACUGUGCAUCCCAAAAGUUCUUAUAUAUCUUUGUGUGCAGAAAUGUUCAUAUUUGAGCUCAGGUGUGACAAGUGAGUUGGAUUCUAUGCCAAAUAAACACUGAAGUUUUUUUUUUUCCAAUAAACUCAUGAGUUAUCCAAAUUUCAUUUGUUGAUGAAUGCCUCUUGGGACAUUCUAGAUGACAAAUAGCAGCCAUUAUCCUGCACAAAAAUUGUUUAGCUACGUUAUAAUGUGCUUCCUAAUACUGAUAUUUUGACACAAAUGAUUUGUUUAAAUAUCUGAUUCCUAAUGAAACAGUGCUAUUUGCAGAGAAUGUAGCAGGAGUUAUCUGUUCAGCUGUUUCGAAGAGAGAGUUAAUGUAUAUAUGUGUUGAUGGCCGAGAACAGCCGAAGAACAAGCGCUAAUGGUUGGCACAAGAAGGUGGAUGAUAAAGUGAAUUAUGGUAUUUGCUCAGGCUUAUUAUAGUUCUUACUAGAAACUAGAAGACUUAUGUAAAUAUUGUAGAAAGAUCAUUGUAUCCUGUUGCCUUUUAACAUGUAUUGUUCGUGAUUUUAAACGCACUUUACUUAAUAUUAAAAAUUAAGUAACAGUUCUCCGUAGGCAGUUGUACUUACCAAGGGACACAGUGAAUUUGGAUUAUGCAUUGAAUGGACCAACAUUGAGCAUGGAAAGACCAAAAAUAUCAAACAAAAGUAUAAUGUCUGAGGGAUUCUGUCUUCGAAUGGUUGUGCCUAGUAGAGCUCGUCACUUGUCAUGUACAGGCAGACCCGCCUUCGUUUGUUUUGCAGACUUAAUGCCCUUUAACCUUGCUGCGAUAUUUGACUGAUGUCAAAAUGAAUAUCCAUUACCAUAUAGCGUGGCAUUUGACUUUAGUCCACAUCAAGAAAUUACCCUCUCUUGUUGCUGUGCCAUUUGAUUUCGUUCACUGAACUAUGAAAUUGUUUGCACAGUGCUGCCAUAUAGUCGGACAUAUUUGAAAUUGAAAAAAAAGAAACACUUUCAUAUUUUUUCCUCAGAAUUCUGAUAAUGGCUAAAACUACUUAAGCUUCAGUAGAUGACCUACCUUUCAGCAUUGCUGGAGUGUCACUGUCUGUUGAUGAGAUAUUUAGCCAGUCUUGAAAAGAAAUGUCAGAUUGUAUCAUCUGAAAUUAAGAGUUAAGUGGAAAAUUUAUAAUAUCAGAAAUGGGACUGAAGUUCUUGUUACCACAUUUUAGUCAUUUUAUUUUAACACAUUAACAUGCUUGACCUUUGCCACACUGUAGCAAGGUAAUAAGAAAAUCUGUGAUAGAAGUGUGUUGAGCAUCGGAGGAAUGAUGAUAUGUGGGAGGAAAAAGUGAUAUACCGUGAGAAAGAUUUGCUACUGUCCCACUUCUUCCAACAGAAGUCCGACAUGGACUGCCAUGGGAUUGAACCCACUUUCAUGUUGAUAAGGUGUCUCAAUUGCCUGAGCUACUCAAUGGCGUGUUGGUUGUUCAUUGCGUUUAAAUCAACUAUGUUUGUAGUUAUGAAAGAUUUACUGUGCUCAGAAGGAUAUGAAAGAUAAUGAACACAUAUGUCCUUUUUAUUUUCAAAAUGACACAUGUUAAAUGCCUGGCUUCCUUACACUUGUCACUACUCAGCCCUUUGUAGAGAGAAGUUAAGCGAUGAUCUUAACGGACUGACAGCCGUCAGUAAAUGCUACAUGCACCUGAUCCAUGUAGCGCCCUUCACCGUGCAGCUUUGUGUGCAUACUAAGUUGGUGUGACUGCUUGUGUGUGAAUGCAGAUGUCUUCAGUAAGACACUAGUCAGCUAGCCUGUCUUAAAUGCUGUUAUGAGGGAAAAAGUGGCAUGUGCUUAUGAAAUUGUUUAACAUAUUUGGCCUCGCAAGUCAGUUGUAAUGGUACUUGUAAGAUGUCCCAGAAGUUUGAUUUUGUUAGGAGUGUUAAUUUUUUAACCUUCAUCGGAUAUUGUCAAAGCUUACAUAUAGUACAGUUGACCGUGCAUUGCCGUUGCAUACUGCUAAACCAUGAAGACUGGAUUUAAAUCCCCUAUUCCUGUAGGAUAAAGGUUAAUUAGAAACAUUUCCUGCAGGUUGUAUGAUAUGAAUAGCAUAAUGCUGAUAAGUCUCCUUUUUGUGGGAAUGCUCAGUCCAUUUACUCUUGGAUGAAAUUUUACACCCAUAAAUAUAUGAUAGCUAGUGUUUCUUUGGGUCCUCUGAUAAAGUUUCCUAUACAAUUACCGUUAACAUUCCUUCAACACACUAACAUACAUUAAAGUGUAUAUUUUUAUGAUAAGCCAUUUUUCUGUUGCUUUAUCUGAUAGAUGCUGCUCCAUCUUUUAUUUUAGUUUCUUAAUAAGAUAAAUCCAUUCAUUUAAAUACUUUCCCCAGGAAGUUUCACAUUUUAGGUUUUAAGAUGACGUAUUUUUAUCUCUUAAUAAGUAGAACAGUUCUGAACCCGUGGCCCGCCAAUAUUUUACGUGGACUACGUAAAACUUUUAUAAUAUUGUGAAGAAAUUAAAAGUUGCGACAUAAACUAAAUAUUUAAGUGAAUUAAUAAAAGUAACAAAUCAACAAAUUUGUGAACCUGUUUUUGAGAGCAGGAUCUGAAUAUACUGCAGCUUCAGAUAUUUGGGGAAAUACUGAGUACAACAGUUGUACCACUGCUGUUAUCUUCCUUUCUCACAAGUGUAGAAUGCCUUAAAGCCUUGAGAACAGACUUUACUAUAUAAGUGCCUUUGUUUGUGUGUGAGUCCAGUUGAGUGUUGCAUUAUUAGAUUAGUGUGUAAAUAGAUUUUACAUACUCAUUUGGACAGAACUGAGAUGCGUGUCCAGCGAUAGAUUGUUAUAAAUCGAAUGUGUGUUGCAUUUUAUGCAAUAAUCUGUACAUUAUUCAUUACUGACACAACUAGUGCCAACAUGAUUACUGUUUUGACAGUAUGAACUGUGUAAAACAACGGCUCAUAAUCUAGACAUAAUUCCUGCAAAUAAUAAGAGGUGAAGGUUUUCAUAUUUUUUAAGAACUUGUUUAUCCAAAUGUUCUGGUGCAAUUUCCUUGUGUAUAUACAUCUCUGGGUUUCAUAUAUUUUGUAAAUGAACAUUAUUUGCCAUAACUCAGAAAUUUAAAAUCCUGUACAUACAAUAUUGUGAACCAUAUAUUUUUAAUAAAUAUUAAUGCCAUUAUGUAACUAA